Messenger RNA from Spirodela intermedia, 955 nucleotides. The record is from the annotation of a GenBank genome assembly. NCBI's taxonomy places the organism in Eukaryota, Viridiplantae, Streptophyta, Magnoliopsida, Alismatales, Araceae.
AUGGUCUUCAGCUGAAGCCACAUUACGAAGCCUCUCAACUUCACUAGAGAGCUCCUCCACUACCCAGGGGAAAAGAUUUGAGUAAAUAACAGGCAGACCAAAAUACACUGGAAAUGAAUUGUGCAUCAUAUGUAUGACAUCAACAUCCCAUGAUAAGCUGGUAAAGAAAGAAUUACCAGUUCCUAUGUACGAGAAAAUAGGAUAUGAUGAUGUCUUCUCGAAAACAUCUGAACUGCACUUUUAUUUUACAAUUUAAAGAAUUUAUACAACCAGGCAAAAAUUGUCAUGUCUCUGCAAUUAUGCACAGAAUUAUUCCGUGAAGCAGACAAACAAGAGUGGAUAUCCCAUGAACUAGAAUAAUGUACCCUGUCGAUAAACUAUACCAUCUGCAUAGAUACGAAAUGUGACCAUCAUGACGGUCACAACCAGUUCACUACAGAACACUGAUCAAAAUACAUAAUUCAUGUAAGAACAUGAAUACUAUAAAGUAGUUUUAUGAUAUAGCUUCUAAGGUAUCAGCCUCAGAACUGAUAGUCUUCAGAAAUAGUAUGAGUCCAAGCGUCAUCAAUCCGUUACUGAAUUGAUAUUUGUCAACUCCAUUCCAUUGAACUCCAUAUUCAUCCCUCUUUUCAAAUUCUGAUUAAUCUAUAUAGUCCAUACCAUGUUGUUUGAGCUACAACAAAUGAUAAAUUUCUUUUCCUUUAAGGAUAUGUUGUGAAAUCGAACAUACACAUAAAAGCCACCAAGAUAAGCAAUUGCAACCAAUCAAAAGAACCAAUGCUAGAAGCAAGAAUAUGACAGCAUGAGCAUCAUCACCAAUACCAGCCAGGCACCUACAUUACAGUGCGAAGACAACAAACUAGAGAAAAGCGAAAUGAUGGAAGGGAGAUUCUAGAUUGGAAUGUGCCACUUGAUGAGGAGAACUGCUCAUCUCUUUCCUUGUCUCCUCACAUAA